Molecule: messenger RNA, 1444 nt
Organism: Exophiala xenobiotica
Lineage: Eukaryota; Fungi; Ascomycota; Eurotiomycetes; Chaetothyriales; Herpotrichiellaceae
Exons: 2
Coding region: 269-1165 (298 amino acids)
Source: RefSeq, a predicted model, not a curated record
UGGAAACGAACAUGGGCACAGCCCGCCUUUAUGGCCUACUUAUGUCUCUUGUGUUGCCGGCUCUGUCCCUGAGGUGAUUCUUCUCAAUCCAUUCAAUCUUUCAUCCUUUUUGGCUCCGUGUUCUCGUACCGGGUCUGUUCAUUCCUUCUGCUGCUUGACGCACUGCAGUUCAAAUUCAGUUCGUGCUUGCGCCGGUCGCUCGUUGUCGCAUCCUAUCCACACAAGACAAUCGUCCAUCUCCCAUCAACAAUAAUCUACCAGUUCAAAAAUGUCUCUCAAGACUUUCCUCUUCUCGACACUGCUCGCGACCAGUGCCGUCGCAACAUUCAGUGGUGCUAGCAGCAGCAGCUACGGUGGCAGCUCAGGCUCGAGCUCGUGGAGUGGCGGUAGCGGUAUGAGCGGUGGAAGUUGGGGCGCCGCUGCUUCCUGCCCGGCAGGAUGUCAACCCAUCCAAGCACCACCGGCCGGAGGCAAUGGCGAGCUCAUUGUCCAAGUCGUUUCCGUCUCGGACGCCAACGGUUCUUUGAAGUACUUCCCAAACAACAUCGAAGCACCAGUCGGCUCGAUAGUACAAUUUCAGUUCCAUCCUAAGAACCACACCAUCACCGAAUCCAGCUUUGCUGAACCGUGCAAGGCUGUUGCUAGCAACCUGACAACUCCGACGCGCCCAGGUUUGAAAUCCGGCUUCGUUCCAGUCUCGGGUAACGAAAGUUUUACACCGGUGUACAAUGUCCUGGUCAACGAUACCAAGCCCAUCUGGAUCUAUUGUGGUCAGACCAACCACUGCCAAAAGGGUAUGGCCAUGGUCAUCAACCAGAACAGCAGCAGUCCCAACACUAUCGACAAGUACAUCCAAAACGCCAUGGCACAGGUUCUGACUCCCACUGCUGCUGCCCCUGCCGCGGCCACAUCGAGCGUCUUUGUUCCUCCACCAGCUGCAACCGAGACCGUAGCCAACACCUUUACCUUCGGUGGCUCACCACCACCCGCGUCGACCGAGACUGCGGUCGCCUCCGCCGCUGCUCCACCCCCUGUUGAGUCUGUCGCGGUACCUCCGUCAAGCUCUGUCGCUGUUGCUCCCGCGACGUUUACUGGUGCUGCCGUCAAGGCCAGGGAAGCCUCUGCUGGAUUACUCGUCCUCGGUGCUCUGGUGGCGGCGUGGUAAUUUGUGUUGGAUGGUCUUUUUUUUCGAACGAGAGUACGCAAUAGAGCUUGGGCAGCCCCAAGAGGGCAGUCAGAAGAGGCAGAUUCCCUCGCCAGAUUUCGAGGUCGAGUCGCCAGAUGAUUCGGCAUCGAUUUGGAAGGUCACGGGUGAUAUUGCCGGGUGGCAUCAUUUGGAAUGCGGUGUGAACCGGGUGUGACUUCUUUUUGUAUUCUAACCUCUUAUUUUUUGAUAUCCCUCCCACCUGCGCAAAGUUAUUGCAGCACACAAUAUGAAAAGACG